AUGGAAGAACAGGUAGCAAAUGCCAUUGAGAUCGCCUGGAAUCCGACCUCCGACCAAGCUCUCAAAUCGCAAGCCUACGACUACCUCAACCAACUCCGCUCCGACCCCUCCGGAUGGCAGGUCUGCCUCGCCCUCUUCACCAAGUCUCCACAGCAGCCCGAGGUCGUACGGCAUGUCAGCUUGGAAAUUGUCAAUAGUGCCGCUCAGGUCGGUCUGAUCGAUCCGGCCUCACUGCUGGUCGUUCGUGAUGGUUUGCUUGGUUACCUCCGCCAAGUGUACGGACCCGAAGCCUCUGUCGCCCCCGAUGCACCCUACAUCCAAAACAAAAUUGCACAGACGGUCACCUACCUCUUCUCUUCGCUCUACGCUAACGGCUGGGAGACAUGCAUCGACGAUCUUCUCGCUCUGACUUGUAAGUCCGCAGCUAGCUCGGGCCGGGACAAUCAGCUAGGAAUUGUUUUCUACCUGCGCGUGCUCAACUCGAUUCAUGAGGAGAUCGGUGAUGUGCUGGUUUCGAGGUCCCGCGGUGAGCAGGACAAGGCAAACACACUGAAGGACUUGAUCCGUGAGAGGGACAUGCAGAAAAUUGCCAACUCGUGGCAGGAGAUUAUGGCGGUCUGGCGGGACGGCGAUGAUUUGAUCAUCGAGAUGUGUCUGAAGGCCGUUGGCACGUGGGUCAGCUGGAUUGACAUCGGCCUGGUCGUGAACCAGACCAUGUUGGAUCUAUUGUUCCAGCAGCUUGGACGGGCCGAGAAGCAGGAGCUCCGGGAAGGCGAGCAGCGGGUGCGCGAUGCUGCUAUCGAUGUUUUCACGGAGAUCAUUGGUAAGAAGAUGAAGCCUUCCGACAAAAUCGAGAUGAUCGUCUUUUUGAACCUCGACUCGAUCAUCACGCAGCUGUCAAACAGCCCUCCCCUACGAGAGAACCGCUUCACAUUCAAGUAUGAUACAGAUCUGGCCGAGACCGUCGCCAAGCUUGUCAACAACACAGUUGUCGAUAUUGUGCGAGUUUUGGAGAACGACAGCGGGCCUAUCAAGGAGAAGGCAGACAACCUUUUGCAGGUCUUCCUGCCGCACAUUCUGCGAUUCUUCUCCGACGAGUACGACGAAGUGUGUUCGACUGUUAUUCCCUGCGUCAACGAUACCCUCACCUACAUCCGCAAGCUCUCCAAGGCGAACCCAUCCUUCGAAGCGCGCAACAAAACUAUUCUGCUUCCGAUUCUCAAGGCCAUUGUAGCGAAGAUGCGGUACGAUGAGACCUCUAACUGGGGCGACGAAGAUGAACAGACCGAUGAGGCGGAGUUCCAAGAUUUGCGCAAGAGACUGGGUGUCUUGCAGCAGAUUAUCUCCUCUGCUGAUGAGCAGCUUUACAUUGAUGCCAUCUCUGAGGUCGUUGGAACUACCUUUGAAAAUCUGCGAGCCUCUGGAGGUCAGCUUGACUGGCGUGACCUUGAUCUUGCUUUGCACGAGAUGUUCUUGUUCGGAGAUAUGGCCGUCAAGGGCGGUAGUCUCUACCUGAAGGGUGCUCCUACCGGUGUGGCUGCGAGCCGUCUCAUCGAGAUGAUGCUCCGCAUGGUUGAGUCUGACAUUCGAUCCUUCACCCACCCGGCCACCCAGCUUCAGUACAUGGAAAUCUGUGUUCGUUACAGCUCGUUCUUCACUCACCAUACUCACCUCAUCCCCGGUGUUUUGGAGAGCUUCCUUCAGCUCGUUCACCACCCUGUUCGUAAGGUUAAGACUCGUUCGUGGUACCUCUUCCAGCGUCUCGCGAGACAGCUACGCAGCCAGAUUGGCAACGUUGCACAGACCGUUGUGGAAGCACUGGGUGACUUGUUGGUUAUCCAGGCUGAGCUGCCCUCCGAGGGUGACGAUGGUGAUGAGAUGUCUUCUGAGGACCACGAGGGCUCCGCAGAUGCUGUCUUCAACAGUCAAUUGUAUCUAUUCGAGUCUGUUGGAAUCAUCUGUUCUACUCCCGGUGUUGCUGCCGACAAGCAGGUUCUCUAUGCCCAGUCUGUGUUGAACCCUGUCUUCGGAGACAUGGAGCGUAACCUCGAAGCCGCGAAGGCCAACGACGAGCGCGCGCUGCUCCAGAUCCACCACGAUAUCAUGGCUCUUGGAACACUCGCCCGAGGCUUUUCCGACUGGCAACCAGGCACCAGCUCGCCAUCUGCUCUUCCUGCUCCAGAGGUGUCGGCAGCUUUCUCCCAGGUUGCUGAAGCUACCCUUGUUGCCCUUGAGUCCCUCAAGUCCUCAUUCAACAUUCGAACUGCUGCUCGCUUUGCAUUCUCCCGUCUCAUCGGUGUUCUGGGCGCACAAAUUCUCCCUCAGCUGCCCCGCUGGAUCGAUGGACUCUUGACACAGACAUCCUCGCGCGAUGAAAUGGCCCUUUUCCUUCGCCUUUUGGACCAGGUUAUCUUCGGAUUCAAGGGUGAAAUAUACAGCAUCCUCGACACUCUCUUGACCCCUUUCCUGCAGCGAGUCUUCUCUGGCAUUGCUGACCCCACUACCGGCACUGAUGACGAGAUCCAGCUUGCCGAGUUGAAGCGGGAGUACCUGAACUUCUUGCUCGCGGUGCUGAACAAUGAUCUUGGGGCCGUGAUUAUCAGCGAGAGAAACCAAUCCAUCUUUGAGACUGUCAUCACCACCCUAGAGCACUUUGCCAAAGACAUCGACGACUUUACCACCGCCAAGAUGGCAUUCUCCGUGUUGGUCCGUAUGGCGGGCUCCUGGGGUGGGCCAGACAUUGCCCCCGCCCCUACCAACGGCGCAGCAACAACUGCAGUCGCACUCCCUGGCUUCGGUGGUUUCAUGAUUACUCGUUUCUCUCCUCUCUGCUGGGCGCUCCCAACCACGCCGUCCUUCAACUCAAAGGAUGCACAGGCCAAGCAGGUCCUUGCUGAGGCCGGUGGUCUCCAACGCACCAUCUACAGCAAGACAGGCAUGGAGUAUGCAGAAUACUUACGAGGCCAAGAACUGCCCGGAAUGGGCAUGGGUGCUCCUCUCAUUGAGGAGUUUUUGACUGCAUUGAGCCAGUCGGACGUGAAAGGGUUCCGGCAAUUCUUCCCAUCAUUCAUCCAACGAUUGAGCGCAUGA
Molecule: messenger RNA, 3090 nt
Organism: Penicillium nucicola
Lineage: Eukaryota; Fungi; Ascomycota; Eurotiomycetes; Eurotiales; Aspergillaceae
Product: Ran GTPase-binding protein LOS1
Exons: 4
Coding region: 1-3090 (1029 amino acids)
Biological process (GO): tRNA re-export from nucleus
Cellular component (GO): nuclear pore; nuclear matrix; cytoplasm
Molecular function (GO): small GTPase binding; tRNA binding
Source: RefSeq, a predicted model, not a curated record